CCCGUCUGCCUGGGCAUAUUCAGCAAACCCGUGACCCUGAGCUGUGGUCACAGCUUCUGCAGGGAGUGCAUCCAGGAGGUGCGCAGCCGGCGGCGUUCCCUGCAGGGCCACUUCAGCUGCCCGCUCUGCUGCGCCCAGACGGACCUCGCUAUGGAGCUGCAGCCCAACAUCAAGCUCCGCAGCAUAGUGCAGAAGUUUUUGGAAGCUCACACUCACCAAGAGGAGGAAGAGUGUGAAGCGCAAUGUGAAGAGAAGGGGGAAAGUUUGGGCCAGCAGGACGAGGUGAUCCUGUGCGAUUUCUGCCUUCAGGAGCCCCAGCCAGCCGUGAAGACCUGCCUGAGCUGCGAGGCCUCCCUGUGCCAAGCCCACCUGAGCAAGCACAGCGCCAAGAACCCCCUGAAAGACCACGUCCUGAUGGAGCCCUGCGAUGCUCAGCUUUUGGCUGAGAGGAGAUGCCCCCAGCACGGCAAACUGCUGGAGUGCUACUGCAAGACGGACUCGGUCUGCAUCUGCGUGCUGUGCUGUGUCACCAGCUCCCACAAGAACCACGAGAUCGCCACUUUGGAGGAGGCUUUUGGCCAAGCACAG
Cariama cristata (Red-legged seriema) is the source of this 588-nucleotide messenger RNA. Its product is annotated as E3 ubiquitin/ISG15 ligase TRIM25-like. The annotation marks the transcript as partial. Gene Ontology annotation, molecular function: zinc ion binding. The transcript has a single exon. Lineage: Eukaryota; Metazoa; Chordata; Aves; Cariamiformes; Cariamidae. The record is from RefSeq and is a predicted model, not a curated record.